CCCAGAAAGUGAGACCGCGGCCGCGGUGUCCGCAGAGGACUGCUAGGAGUGACUUCGGGAGGGCGAGAGCUGGCUCCCGGGCCGCGGCGCUGAAGUUUCCUGCCCGCCGAGCUCCCCGCGCUGCCGGCGUCCCGGGCCAUGCUGGAGCGCUGGGGCCGCGCGGCAGCAUGAAGGGCAGCGAGCGGGUUUACUCCCGAGGUCCCGCUCUGGGGUGGCUCUUUGCCAGGUGCUGCUGUUGUUUCCCGUGCAGAGAUGCAUACUCUCACUCCUCAAGUGAAAAUGGAGGCAAGUCCGAGUCCGUGGCCAACCUGCAGGCUCAGCCCUCCCUGAACUCCAUCCAUAGCUCCCCCGGCCCCAAACGCUCCACCAACACCCUUAAGAAGUGGCUGACAAGUCCUGUGCGCCGGCUGAACAGUGGGAAAGCAGACGGAAACAUCAAGAAGCAGAAGAAAGUGCGUGAUGGUCGGAAGAGCUUUGACCUGGGAUCUCCCAAGCCUGGUGAUGAGACGACCCCUCAGGGAGACAGUGCUGAUGAGAAGAGCAAGAAAGGUUGGGGUGAAGAUGAGCCAGAUGAAGAAUCACAUACCCCACUCCCUCCACCUAUGAAGAUCUUUGACAAUGACCCUGCACAGGAUGAGAUGUCCUCCUCUUUGCUAGCAGCCCGGCAGGCUUCCAGCGAAGUGCCUACUGCUGCAGACCUUGUCAGUGCAAUAGAGCAGUUGGUCAAAAGCAAGCUGAGCCUAGAAGGAGGCUCAUUCCGGGGGAGCCUGAAAGACCCAGCAGGCUGCCUGAGUGAGGGGAUGGCGCCGCCCACACCUGCUAGAAACCUGGAAGAAGAGCAGAAAGCCAAGGCCCUGCGAGGCAGGAUGUUCGUCCUGAAUGAGCUGGUGCAGACUGAGAAAGACUACGUCAAGGAUCUGGGCAUUGUGGUGGAGGGCUUCAUGAAGAGAAUAGAAGAAAAGGGCGUCCCUGAGGACAUGCGAGGAAAGGACAAAAUUGUGUUUGGAAAUAUUCACCAGAUUUAUGAUUGGCAUAAGGAUUUUUUCCUGGCUGAACUGGAAAAAUGCAUCCAGGAGCAGGACAAAUUGGCACAGCUCUUCAUUAAACACGAGCGGAAGCUGCACAUCUACGUGUGGUACUGCCAGAACAAGCCGCGCUCGGAGUACAUCGUCGCUGAGUACGACGCCUACUUUGAAGAGGUGAAACAGGAGAUAAAUCAAAGGCUGACGCUUAGUGACUUCCUCAUCAAGCCCAUUCAGAGAAUAACAAAAUAUCAGUUGCUCCUGAAGGACUUCCUGCGAUACAGCGAGAAGGCGGGGUUGGAGUGCUCAGAUGUCCAGAAAGCCGUGGAGUUAAUGUGCCUUGUUCCAAAACGCUGCAAUGAUAUGAUGAAUCUGGGACGCCUGCAGGGCUUUGAGGGCACCCUGACUGCUCAGGGGAAGCUGCUGCAGCAGGACACGUUCUAUGUGAUUGAGCUGGAUGCAGGCAUGCAGUCCCGGACCAAGGAGAGGCGUGUGUUCCUCUUUGAGCAAAUUGUCAUCUUCAGUGAACUGCUCAGGAAGGGAUCUCUUACCCCAGGCUACAUGUUCAAAAGGAGCAUCAAGAUGAAUUACUUGGUCCUGGAGGAGAACGUGGACAAUGACCCCUGCAAGUUUGCGCUCAUGAACAGGGAAACUUCAGAGAGGGUCAUUCUGCAAGCCGCCAACGCUGACAUCCAGCAGGCCUGGGUGCAGGACAUCAAUCAAGUCUUAGAAACACAGAGAGACUUCUUAAAUGCACUGCAGUCGCCCAUCGAGUACCAGCGGAAGGAGAGGAGCGUGGCUGUGAUGCGGCCCCAGCCUGCUAGGGCGCCCCAGGCCAGCCCCAGGCCCUACUCCUCUGUCCCUGUGGGCUCUGAGAAGCCCCCAAAGGGCCCCAGCUAUAACCCGCCUCUGCCACCCCUGAAGAUAUCUACCUCCAAUGGCAAUCCAGGGUUUGACUACCACCAGCCUGGGGACAAGUUUGAGGCCAGCAAGCAGAGUGACCUGGGAGGCUGCAAUGGGACUUCGUCCAUGGCCGUGAUCAAAGAUUACUAUGCACUGAAGGAGAAUGAAAUCUCUGUGAGCCAAGGUGAGGUGGUCCAGGUCCUCGCCGUCAACCAGCAGAACAUGUGCCUGGUGUACCAGCCUGCCAGCGACCAUUCGCCCGCGGCCGAGGGCUGGGUCCCAGGCAGCAUCCUGGCACCCCUCACCAAAGCCACGGCAGCGGCAGAAAGUAGUGACGGGAGCAUCAAGAAGUCAUGUUCAUGGCAUACUCUACGCAUGAGAAAGCGGGCGGAAGUGGAGAGCACGGGUAAAAAUGAAGCCACAGGGUCUCGUAAACCCAAGGAUAUUCUGGGCAGCAAAGUCUCUGUUAAAGAGACGAACAGUUCCGAGGAGUCAGAGUGUGAUGAUCUUGACCCUAAUACUAGCAUGGAGAUCUUAAAUCCAAAUUUCAUCCAAGAAGUGGCCCCAGAGUUCCUUGUGCCCUUAGUGGAUGUGACCUGCUUGCUUGGGGACACGGUGACACUGCAGUGCAAGGUCUGUGGGCGACCAAAGCCCACCAUCACCUGGAAGGGUCCCGACCAGAGCAUCCUCGACACUGACAGCAGCUCGGCCACAUACAGCCUGUCCUCCUGUGACUCCGGGGAGAUCACCCUGAAGAUCUGUAAUCUGAUGCCCCAGGACAGUGGGAUUUAUACCUGCAUCGCCACCAACGACCACGGGACCACGUCGACGUCCGCGGCAGUUAAAGUACAAGGUGUCCCAGCGGCCCCUAACCGCCCCAUCGCCCAGGAGAGAAGCUGCACCUCCGUGAUUCUCCGCUGGCUGCCCCCGUCCAGCACGGGAAACUGCACUAUUUCCGGUUACACCGUGGAGUACAGAGAGGAAGGUUCCCAGGCCUGGCAGCAGUCGGUGGCUUCGACCUUGGACACCUACCUUGUCAUUGAAGACCUCAGUCCCGGGAGUCCUUACCAGUUCCGAGUCAGUGCCAGUAACCCCUGGGGGAUCAGCCUUCCCAGUGAGCCCUCGGAGUUCGUGAGACUUCCAGAAUACGAUGCUGCUGCCGACGGGGCCACCAUUUCCUGGAAGGAAAAUUUUGAUUCGGCUUACACUGAGCUGAAUGAGAUCGGAAGAGGCCGUUUCUCCAUAGUAAAGAAGUGCAUUCACAAAGCUACCCGCAAAGAUGUUGCUGUGAAGUUUGUUAGCAAAAAAAUGAAGAAAAAGGAGCAGGCUGCCCACGAGGCUGCCCUGCUGCAGCACCUGCAGCACCCGCAGUACGUCACCCUCCACGACACCUACGAGUCUCCCACGUCCUACAUCCUGAUUCUGGAGCUGAUGGAUGAUGGGCGGCUCUUAGACUACCUUAUGAAUCACGAUGAGCUCAUGGAAGAGAAGGUAGCUUUCUACAUCCGGGACAUCAUGGAGGCCCUGCAGUACCUUCACAACUGCAGGGUUGCUCACUUGGACAUCAAGCCCGAGAACCUGCUCAUUGACCUGCGGAUUCCAGUGCCUCGGGUGAAGCUCAUCGACCUGGAGGACGCUGUCCAGAUCUCAGGGCACUUCCACAUCCACCACCUGCUGGGGAACCCUGAGUUCGCUGCCCCGGAGGUGAUCCAGGGCAUCCCUGUGUCCCUGGGCACCGACAUCUGGAGCAUCGGGGUGCUGACGUACGUCAUGCUGAGUGGAGUCUCCCCCUUCUUGGAUGAGAGCAAAGAGGAGACGUGUAUCAAUGUAUGCAGGGUGGACUUCAGCUUCCCCCAUGAGUACUUCUGUGGCGUGAGCAACGCCGCCAGAGAUUUCAUCAAUGUGAUCCUGCAGGAAGACUUCCGGAGGCGGCCCACAGCAGCCACCUGCCUCCAGCACCCGUGGCUGCAGCCCCACAGCGGCAGCUACUCCAAGAUCCCUCUGGACACCUCCCGCCUGGCCUGCUUCAUAGAACGCCGCAAGCACCAGAACGACGUGCGGCCUAUUCCCAACGUCAAGAGCUACAUCGUCAGCCGGGUCAACCAGGGGACGUAGCCAUUGAGGUUACGUCCCAGCCCUUGAGGUUUCACAUGGAAGCGCAGUGUGAGCCAAAGCAAGACUGAAUGUGUCUGUAAAUAAUUCUGUUCAUUAUUUCACUCCAUGCAGUUCUCUGGAUUGAGAGAUGGCCCCUCUUAAACCUCGUCAGUGGUUAUUCAGGGUCUGAGGUAAAAUCACCCGAGACCCAGGGCUUUCCAGAAGGUCGUUCACAAGAGAUAAAGGAGAAAGUCACAGAGAGUAUUACAAAGAGGGCCAAGGAUAACAAGAAUGUUAGCUGUCACAAAACGUUAAUUGUGCAUUCCCAAAUGAGUGGGUAAGUGGGCAAAACUUCAGCUCAUUGUGGUGAGUAUCAGUGCUGAAAUUUCAAGCAAAAAGUUCUAUUUAACAGAGAUGUCAAGUAUGCCAACCGUUCUGGUUUACAUUACUUAUAGUUUCUUAAUAAGAUUAAUAUACACACACAGUAAAACAUAUGCCAUUCAGAUUUCAGAGUUUUAUAAUAGAGAGAUAUAUAUGAAAUCAAUCAAAGUGACUUUUUAGUGCUCCAGUUAAGACAGUAAUUUAUCUGCCGAAGCAUUACAUUGUUUUGACUAAGCACAAUUAGAUGACAAGAUUUUUAGAGUAUUUUAUAAAUCCUAUAUAGAAAUCUUUACCAGAACCUGUGCAUUAAGAGAAAGCAGUUCCCCUUUUGAAAUCUGUGAGCUAGAGUUUUCUCUCAGUCACAGGCAUCUGACUAACACAGGUUCUGUACGUGAAAUGCUGUUCCCAAAUCCACUGGCAGCUCAGAGUCAGCCUGGCAGGAAAGCCUGCUGGGAAUUAAGUCCGAAUUACGGUGAGAGUCGUGAGCUCUUUUUAUGCCUACACUUGGUUGGAAGUUCAUAGCGAAUAUAACAGAUUCGCGCAAAAGGGCAAACAAAACCUUUUCCACAGUUCCUCUGAACACCUAAGGACACUUUCUGCUGUCCUCUACGGCUGUAGAACUCAGUCCUCAGACAGCUGGUCUACCUGAUUUCUAACCCUCGUGGAAGCUAAUGGGUGCUCACCAAAAGGAGGCAGCCAUAUAGGCCUUUUAAAGGCCUGGUCCCAAGUCCUUUUCGAAGCCAUGGAAUAGAAUCUGCUACAUCACCCGGAGAGAGCAUUGAAUUUUAACUGCAAUUGCACUGCCUACCACCACCCAGCCAUCAGUAUUUCCCGGCACUGAAAGGACUAAUUGCACUUUGAGGCCAACGCUGCUUGCUGGUGUGCGUUCUCCACACUAGAUGCCUGCUAACUGCCCUUUUUUUCUGCUAGUGGAAGAACAGUUAAACCUGAGCAUUUCAUGUGUUUUCUUUCUUUGUUUUGGAAUGCAUUUUUGUUUUUGUGUUUGUCCGUGAUCCACUCUUUGUUUUCUAAAGUGUGUUUUGAAACUUGCAGUUAUGCAAAUAAUAUUUUAAAAACGUAACUCGAGUGUUUGUCCACGUCAGGUUGAAUGGCAUUGCUUCUCUCCUGUGAUAGGAUUAAGAACAUUGAAAUCAGGCAGCACGGAAAUGCAAGCACAGAGCUGAUGAAGGGUAGAUAGAACUACAGACUUAGUUCAAUGAAAAAAAAUUUUGGAAACUGAGCCUGAACUUGCAUAUGUAAAAACACUUAUUUCCACCGUGGAAAUGUAGAAUUGAAAACACUCAUCAUUCUUUCCCACUGAUUUCAAAGUCACCUUCCUCAUCUACCCUCCAAUUCAUCCCAUCCAAGGUUAUAAGUUAAUAAAUUAAUGGAAAGUAUAAGCAAUAAGACUAGAUAGCACUUCGUGUUUUCAGAAUUAACCAAAUAUGCGGAGACUGACUUUGACUAUAUAUGUUUCCUAGUUUUCAAAUGGCCCAGGGCCAUCAAGGAUCCCUUCCUCAGAGAGCUCUCUUGACUAACCCUCCAUAGUCUUCAUUCAAAAAGAAAUGUAUACACAAAUGCUAUAUGACGUAAUAUUUUAAAUUGUAAAACAAUUUACUAAAAACUCUCUUAGCAAUCAUGUCUUCAUUACAAGACAUAUCAUAAAAGAAGAAAGCCUGGUGCCCUGGCUGGUAUGUGAUAGAGUACAGGCCUUGGGGGGGGGUCCAGAUAGCCACCUAGUGGUAAGUGUGGCUCAGCAAGUUCCCUUCUGUCCGCAGGGGACAGUGACUAAAGAGCCCCCUGCUGAGCCAUUUGGAGUGUUUAUGACCAUGCAGGAGGCAAAGCUGAGUUUCUGCCUGGGAAGGGUAGGGCCUAGGACAGUGGUGCAGACAGCACAGGGGAGUGUUAAUGGGGCUGUGUGGUGAGGAGGCAGCUGACAGAAUGUUGGAGCCAAAGCUUUUGUAUCAGCUUUCACAGCAGAGUGCGGAUGAUCCAGCUCCCCCACCCCCAGAAAACUUGUUGGGGAAGUGAGGGGACAGGAGAAGAAGGACAUACACGUGAAAAGUAGCAUGAUUUUGUUAACUGGAGCCAAAGUACAAUCAUUAGAGUAGAAUGAAUUUAACAGAAGCCUGAAGAGAAAGGGUAUAUAUUUUGUAUAGUUUGGUAACUGAAGGAAAACAACAGGGGAGCUCCCUGUCUGCAAAGCUUCUGGUUCCUCCCCACAGGAAAGAGGUAGUAGUUCUAGUUCAAGAAUUCUCCCUAACAGGUUGGAGGUAACAAGGACUCCCAGAACAGGUCUGGCGAAUGCGCUUUCGGUUGCCCUGUGGGCAAGUGUGGUGAGGCAUGAAGGCCUAGGGACCCCUUUCUCCUACCUGUUUUGAAAGAGAUAUUUGUGUUCGAGAAGAGAAGAAAGAACAGACAAUAGUCCACUUCCCUAAUUACGGUGGUCCUUGACAUCAAAACUUAGAGAGGAAUUCGUGAAAGUGAACUUCUGGUUGAACUGGGGAAAAUCAGUGUUGGGUAAAUUCACACAUUUCUUGCUUGGCUUAUAGUCACUGCAUAGGUUUGGGGGGGUGGUUUUCU
Artibeus jamaicensis (Jamaican fruit-eating bat) is the source of this 6983-nucleotide messenger RNA. RefSeq names its product kalirin-like. Gene Ontology annotation, molecular function: protein kinase activity; guanyl-nucleotide exchange factor activity; protein binding. NCBI's taxonomy places the organism in Eukaryota, Metazoa, Chordata, Mammalia, Chiroptera, Phyllostomidae. Gene Ontology annotation, cellular component: cytoplasm; postsynaptic density. Bases 168 to 4040 code for a protein of 1290 amino acids. The record is from RefSeq and is a predicted model, not a curated record. Gene Ontology annotation, biological process: protein phosphorylation; axon guidance; intracellular signal transduction. The transcript has 27 exons.